Molecule: messenger RNA, 3204 nt
Organism: Racocetra fulgida
Lineage: Eukaryota; Fungi; Glomeromycota; Glomeromycetes; Diversisporales; Gigasporaceae
Source: the annotation of a GenBank genome assembly
AUGAAAGAUUAUGAUGUUCCGAAGCUAUUUACGAAGGACAUAAUUAAAUCCGAAAAUAUUAUAGCUAACGCCAGCCAACCUUAUCAGGACGUGAAAAAAACAAUCGAACGCAAUAAAAAGUUAGCAUCAACAUCUGAAACUGAUUUAAAAAAACGUGCCAAAGUUACAAAACCUACUAUAUCAUCUGUAGGUAAAAAAAAUCCUGAAUUGAAAAAAUCUUUAUCCAAUCCCGAUGAUGCUAAAAAACCAUUAUUCAGACCCGCUGGCACUCAGAAACACGUAACAGAACAUGACGUAACUCAAUUAUCAGAACACGCUAAAACUCAUUUAAAUAUCGAGUCCGAAAACGCUACGAAGAAUCGAACUUCCCAAGUUAAAUCUUUAGUUGGAAUUGACGUUUCAACAACUUCAAUUAAGAUUUCGUCAUCGACAUCCACUGAUAAUAAGGAAGAAAUUUCCACAGAAUCACCCACGAAAAGCAGGCAUUCAACUCCUCCCGUAAAUAAUAAAAAUAAACGACGUAAUUCUACAAGUUUCGGUUCACCUAAAGAAUAUCCGUCCAACGAUUCUACAAUUGUAUCUCCACGAUCUGCGACUUAUAAACGUACAACAUUUGAACACACAAGGCAACGUUCAUACACAAUACCUAGUAGUGCAGCACCAAGUCUGACUUCCAUUUCUGAAAUUCCAAAAGGGCAUGAUUUUGUCACACCUUUCACAUCAGAACUUACCAGACAACAAGUGCCUACUACUCCGAUUGGUGUUACCAGAAGAAUUUCAAAUGCUUCUUCUGUAACCUCUGAAGACAGCUUAUUUCCACUUUCACCUACUUUUUCGUCUGCAACUUCUGAAGGAAGUUAUUAUCGCAUAUCUAGAUCUUCUUCCAUGGCCUCUGAAAAUGGUUAUAAAUUUAAUCCUUAUUAUGACGAACUAAAUGAUGAAAUAGAUAAUUAUAUACAAAAUGACCAAAAUGACUAUUUGGCUGAUGAUUCUACUGAUGAAUUCGAUUAUGAUAAUAAGUUAAUGGCCUUAUCUGACAGUGAUUCUGAUUUAGAUGAUUUCUUUUUCGGUUCUGAGAUUACUUCAAGUGAUCUUUACAAGAAAUUCAAAGAAUCUAAAAAAUCUCGACAAAAUUCUACUUCAGAUGUGAAAAAGUCGAAAUCUUUGAAAUCUUUUGUCGGUUCAACCAAGGAAUCCUCAUUAAACAAUGUGGAUAAUCAUAAUAUGAAUUUUGACGUUACUUCUGAAUAUAAUAAAACGCAUGAUGAUUGUGAGAUGAUUUCGGUUUUGCAGGAAUUUAUCACUCCUGAACAUGAACAAUAUGAUUCAAAGAAUUAUUUUUCCAUUUCUAAAUUUAAUGAAGAUUUAGAAAAUACCAUUUCUAAUGUCAAAUCAGAUAAAAUAUCCUCGGAUAAUAUUUAUAAUAUUGAUGAAAUAAUGCGUUUUGCUUUGAAUGAUGAAAGUAAGAUUGUGAAUGAUUCUUCAUUCCGAAAACCUAGAAAGAGUUUUGGGUCACGAGAAGAUUUUGAUAAACGAAUCGAAGAAAUUUUGGAUGAAAUUCUUUUUGACAAUGAUGACAAACCUCCAAACUCUUCUGCCAAUAUUGAAGAACCUACAAGGAGUGUUGUGCAAAAUGAGUCAGAUAAAUCUUCUGCUUUGGAAGAAAGUAAUGAACCCUCGAAUUUAAAUGAUGACGGCGAUUGUAGCGAUAUUGAUGAAGAGAUUGAAAAAUUGAUGAAAGAAAUUGAACAAGAUGAAUUAGAACUUAAAAUGUUGGGAAAUUCAGAAGAUAGCACAUCACCUGUAGAAAAAAUUGAGCGGGGCACUACGUCUCUGGAAGAUGAUAGCAUAAAAAAUUUUGAUCAUAAAAGUUCCUCUGAGGAUCGUUGUACCAUAGAUAAUCCUUCUGCUUUAGAAGUCGCUACGCAUGAUGGAAUCCAAAACAAUAAUGUAUCACUAAUAGCUACCGAUGAUCAUAUUAUACAAGAUGAUACAUUAGAUAUAAAGGCAGAACAGUCUAUGGUACAAGAUAAAAUUGUGUUGACACCGGAUGAGAGUGUGUUGACACAGGACGAGAAUGCGCUUACACCAGAUGAGAGUGCCUUGACACAGGAUGAGAGUGCGUUUACACAAUAUGAGAUUAUGUUGAUGCAGUAUGAGAAUGCAUUGGCACAAUAUGAGAGUGCGAUGACACAGGAUGAGAGUGCAUUGACACAAUAUGAGAGUAUGUUGGCACAAUAUGAGAGUGCGUUGACACAAUAUGAGAAUGAGUUGACGCAGGAUGAGAGUUCGUUGGCGCAAGAUGAGAGUUCGUUGGCGCAGAAUGAGUGUGUGUUGACACUGGAUGGUAGUGCAUUGACACAAGAUGAUAGUGCGUUGACACUGGGUGAUAGCGCGUUGACACUGGAUGAGAAUGCAUUGACACAGGAUGAAAGUGCAUUGACACAGGAUGAGGGUACGUCACAGAUGGUAAAAGAAAACAUGACAGUUGAUGAGGAAAUACUAAUUGAGACUGUAUUGGACAAUAACGAUAAUGAUAUUCAGAACAAUUUUAAUAUUGAACAAUGUACUAUACAAGAAAUAGUUACACAAGAUAAAGAUUCAUUAUUUAUAGCGGAAGAAGAUAUAAACCAAGAACAGAUUCAAAAAGACCUAUCUGAUUUGGAUAUAAAAAAAUGUAUUACGCAAGAAGAUAGCAUUAUAAUACAUGAUGAUAAUGUGUUGCCGUCGGUAGAUGAUCAAAUAGGAGUGUUGGAAUAUGUCACGCAAAAUAACGAUAACUUAGAGACUGAACAGUCCACUAUACAUGACCAAAUUGAAUUAUCAAACAAAGAAUCCUUCGCAAAUCAAAUUGAAAUAAAAGAUGAACCUAGUGAAUGCGAAAAAAGUAGCGAUAUUUCGGAAACAUUAUCGAAGGAAGUAGGCCAGGAUGUAUUUAAGAAUGAAGAAACUUUACAAGUCAAGGAUGUUGAGGAUCCCGAAUUAAGUUCUGAACUUCAAUAUCCUGUAGAAUCGUCUGAAGAUAACACAACGCAAAAAGAUCAUACGGAUAUAAUUAGGACACUAGAUAUAAAAGUUGAUGCGUUCGAGGUUGUUGAAGAAAGCGUGAAUAUUGUAGAGCCGCACAAUAUUACUUUAGAAAAUAGAGAAUUUCGUGAUGAACAAUAUAAUUUGGAUUUACAAAAUAAUGUACAAAAUGUUCCA